UUUCCACACUCCCAGUAAUAUUUUCUUCCUUUAAGCUUCUUGGGUUUAGUUUAGCUUCAUACGUUUAGUUUAAGACUUAAAGUCAAAAAGAUGCAGUGGCUCAUUUCCUUUUUUUUAUUGAAUAUGAAAAGAUGAGAUAAAUAACCAUGAAAAAAAAUCAAAAUGGAUAAAUAUUUUGGAAUAGCUCUUCAGUGAUAUUUGGCAAACGUUUGUAUGCUAGAAUAAUCCUAAGACAUUCCAUGAGGUUAGUUGAACUGGUGACAGGUGAUAUUGAACAUAUUGAUUUUAGCUGCAGAUUCUGUGAUAUGUCAAGAUGCCUACAUAUGUGAUGGUACAUACUUUAUGCUGUGGGAUGGAGUGCAGAUUCAAGGAGAAUCCAUCCCUACAGGUGUCGCCACAGAGCCAGUCUACCUCAAUGUGACCUAUGGCAACCCUUCCCAGCUGUCCCAGGGGUUCCCUAAGAACUGCACCCUUGGUGAACUAAAGCUGAUGUUGGGUGAACUCACCCCCAUCGACCCAGAAAACCUGAAACUUUGCCAGCUGGUCACAAAAGAUGAUACCACAUCAGCAGUUCCAUUUAGUCCCAUAGAUGAAGGAAAGACACUGGAAGAGCUGAGACUUAAGGACGGUGACAACCUUAUAGCUGAAGACACCAAAGAAACUAGUAGCAGCGUUGCUAAGGACUCCUUAUUGAAGAAGUCUAACAAGCUUAUUCUUGAAGUAGAGAACAGAUGCCAGGAUUACUCUGCAAUGGAUGCUUACCCUGUGACCACUGUUGAAAUAGACAGAGAAACAAGAGUGUCAGAUCUGAAGGCAGUGAUAAUCUCAGCGUUCACAAUCAGCUCUGUACCUGGUGGGGGAAGACUAAGGGUGGAGGAUUCAAACUUGGGGCUCAGGCCUCCCUUACAUGAAGAACAGGAUGUGGUCACAGCUGGGUUGAAAAGUGGUCAACAUGUGGUCAUACAGCCAGGCAGUCCACCUCUAACUGACCAGAUGACCUUGACCUUCACCCCAGGAAGCCCUUCAGAUGACCUUCAAGACUUAGAAAUUAUGGUGAAAAAAUCUUGCACAGUCCAGCAGUGCAUGGAAGAGAUGGUACAAAAAGCAGGGUUUUCUGGUGAUAAUUGGCAUUUACGCAAGACUAAUUGGUGCGGGGAGGCCGGGGAGAUACUGGACGAUGUGGCAUCCAGUCUGGAACAGUGCGAUAUAAAAGAUGGCGACCAUCUUUUGUUGGAGGAGGGAAGGGUGCCUCCAAAAGGUUAUCUCCAGCUUCCAGUGUAUUUUCUUAAAACAAACAAAGAUAGGAAUGAGGGUAUGCUCUCAUGGAUAGCCACUGGUAUAUCAGGUGAGGCAAAACUGAAAUAAAGCACUCCUGGGGUGUGAAUAUAUCCAAAAUUGUGAGAUUUUUCAUGAAAUAUUUUUACCAUUAUUUAUUGACUCAAAAGAAAAUCUAAUAGC
Lingula anatina is the source of this 1458-nucleotide messenger RNA. Its product is annotated as ubiquitin carboxyl-terminal hydrolase 40. The record is from RefSeq and is a predicted model, not a curated record. Lineage: Eukaryota; Metazoa; Brachiopoda; Lingulata; Lingulida; Lingulidae. Gene Ontology annotation, molecular function: cysteine-type deubiquitinase activity. Gene Ontology annotation, cellular component: cytosol; nucleus. Gene Ontology annotation, biological process: protein deubiquitination.